This is a messenger RNA of Lactuca saligna, 1623 nucleotides long. The record is from the annotation of a GenBank genome assembly. NCBI's taxonomy places the organism in Eukaryota, Viridiplantae, Streptophyta, Magnoliopsida, Asterales, Asteraceae.
AUGCCAUCCUCACUGGUCUUGACCAGACUUCUUACAAAACCAUUAUCGAUGCAAUUCAUGCCUGAGACAGCUCCAUCUCCUUUCAUGAAUUACAUGAAAAACUCAUCAACCAUGAAUUGUCACUGGUACAAACAUCUGCUGGCUCCAAUCUUCAUCAACCAGCCACUGCCUUUGCAGCCAACAAACGCCCACCACCCAAGCAAUGGCACACUCGCCCUCCCCAUAAUCCAUCUGGACUGUUACCAACGCCCUCCCCGAACAGCAAUCCCCCCCACAACUUCCUUGAAUAAAUUCCCACAAAUUAAUUUGCCACCACUAUCCCGCCCAUCCUCCAACCACACUCCACAGGUUAACCUGAUGCACCUCCCAACCUCUCAAUCCUCCGACUGGCUCUUUGACAGUGGCGCCUCCCACCAUAUCACCAACGACCUUAAUGCUUUAUCCCUCCACUCACCUUAUGACGGUACCGAUGACUUGGUCAUUGGCGAUGGUUCGUGUCUCACAAUCGCUCAUGUUGGCUCGUUAUUAAUCCCUAUCUCUAAUACUAAAUUUCAUCUUACUAAUGUUCUUUGUGUUCUGCAUAUUUCCCGUAACAUUAUCUCUAUCUCCCGUUUAUGUCUUGAUAAUCAUAUACUAAUCCAGUUCUAUUCUUUUCAUUUCUUUAUCAAGAACUUCAAAAUUCAACAAACCCUGCUACACGGGAUAGCCAGUCGUGGAAUAUAUGAGCUGCGUUCCAACUCUCACCCUUUCGCUUUCAACUCGCACAAGUCAGCACCUUGGCAUCAUUGGCUUGGGCAUCCCCACUUUCACAUCAUUCAACUUUUAUCUUCUUAUGGUCCUGCUAUUAGUUCUAUAAAAGACCAUUGUAAUUCAUGCAGUAUCAAUAAAAUUCACAAGCUUCCAUUUCAUACUACAUCUAUUACAUCAUCCUCUCCUUUAGAACUCAUUUUCUCCGAUUUUUGGUCCUCACCUGUUGAAUCUAUCGAUGGCUUCAAAUACUACAUUAUAUUUGUUGACCAUUACACCAAAUACACAUGGUUAUACCCUUUAAAACACAAAUCAGAUUCACUUAUCACCGUCACACACUUUCAAAGACUUGUUGAAACUUAUUUUCAAACCAAAAUCAAUUCUUUUUUUUUUUCCGACAAUGGUGGUGAAUAUAUUAAACUCGCGUCUCACUUUGCCUAUUAUGGAAUCACACACCUCACUUUUAUAUCUAUUAUAUUUUCUUCGUCCUUCGUUCUAUCUCUGUCCAUAUAUUCCCCGAGUUCACCUCCUAUUCCAUUCUUCUCCUUUUCUCUUUUUCUUUCAUUCAUCCUCCACUUCUGUUUCCCUACGUCAUUGCUUCUUUCUGUCCUAGAGAACUCAAGACGAUGGUUCCUCCUCUGUUGGUGGCCUCGCAGGUCUCGACGUCUUACAACCUUUUCUGAUCUUCCCCAGUAUGUCGAUUGCGGUGACUGUAGUUGCGUUUAUGAGUUCUGGGGUGCAUAUUUCUGCCGGGUGAUGUUUGAAGAAACAAUUUCGGGAGUUCUCUGGUCGUUUGGUUUUGAACGACCAAGAACAAAACUCAAGAACAAGAUUGGGGAUUUAAAUGUCAGGCAAAAAUAUUUCAUUGCUCUAUGA